Venustampulla echinocandica is the source of this 1389-nucleotide messenger RNA. RefSeq lists its product as uncharacterized. The record is from RefSeq and is a predicted model, not a curated record. Gene Ontology annotation, cellular component: membrane. Gene Ontology annotation, biological process: dolichol-linked oligosaccharide biosynthetic process; protein N-linked glycosylation. The transcript has 2 exons. The coding region runs from base 1 to 1389 and encodes 462 amino acids. Gene Ontology annotation, molecular function: UDP-N-acetylglucosamine-dolichyl-phosphate N-acetylglucosaminephosphotransferase activity. NCBI's taxonomy places the organism in Eukaryota, Fungi, Ascomycota, Leotiomycetes, Helotiales, Pleuroascaceae.
AUGGCCUCUUCCCCGUCCGCUCUCUCCUUAACGGAGACAUCGAGUCUCCUGGCGCUCUCCCUCGCAUGCUUUGCCAUCAUCACAAACACAUUCCACGGCGAUGGCGCACCUCUCGUCGCCUCCCUCGCAUUUAGCGGGAUUGCCUUUGCCGGGUCAUACUCCAUGAUACGAUGGCUAGGUCCCGCGUUCAUGAAGGCAGGCCUCAAGGGGAAGGAUUUGAGCAAGGUGCACAAGAAGGAAAUUCCUGAAACUAUGGGCGCUGUUUGUGCCGUGGUGUAUCUCCUUGUCAUUACGAUAUUUAUACCGUUUCCCUUUUAUAAAGAUAUUGUGGCUGCUACGUCUGGAGGCGGAAAUCGUGACGUUGUUAUGGAGACAAUUGAGCAUGUGCAAACGGGCAGGUUCUUGCAUCGAUUCCCGCACAGCAAGUUAGCCUCAUACCUUUCUGCAAUUCUCACGAUCCAAUCCAUUUCGAUCCUGGGCAUUGGCGACGAUCUCUUCGACAUCCGCUGGCGGCACAAAUUCUUCAUCCCAGGAAUUGCCAGCAUCCCACUCCUAAUUGUCUACUUUGUCGAUUUCGGUGUGACCCACAUCGUCGUUCCCAUACCAUUGCGACCCUACCUCGGCGAUCUCUUACAGCUUGGGUUCCUCUACUACGUCUACAUGUUCGCCAUAGCCAUCUUCUGCCCAAACAGCAUCAACAUCCUCGCGGGCAUAAACGGCAUCGAAGUCUCCCAAUCCCUCGUCAUCGCCUUCCUACUAGUCGUGAACGAUUGCUACUACCUCCUAGCCCCAUAUCCACACCCAGCAACAGACUCCCAUCUCUUCUCACUAUACAUGCUCCUCCCAUUCAUCGGGGUCUCCCUCGCUCUCCUCGUCCACAACUGGUACCCCUCCAAAGUUUUCGUCGGAGACACAUACUGCUAUUUCGCCGGGAUGGUCUUCGCCGUCGUUGGGAUCCUAGGCCAUUUCUCAAAAACCCUCCUCCUCCUCUUCAUCCCCCAGAUCUUCAACUUCGUCUACUCCGCCCCGCAAUUAUUCCGUCUCGUGCCCUGCCCCCGCCAUCGAAUGCCACGCUUCAACGCCCGGACAGCCCUCAUGGAAUCAUCCGUCACAGAAUGGCAACACCCCCCUAAAAAGCCCAUAGCCAUGCUCCUCAAACUCCUCCACCGACUACACUUAUUACGUGUCACGGAGAAUGAAGAAGGCACUAUUAUAGAGAGCAGCAACUUCACGAUGCUGAAUCUAUGGCUGGUGUGGUUUGGACCGAAGAGAGAGGAUAGACUGGCGAUAGAGAUUCUAGUCAUGCAGGUCUUGGUGGGGUUGGCGGGGCUUUUUAUAAGGCAUAACUUCGCGCUUUUGCUUUUUGAGAGUGAUAAUGUAGGUGUGUAG